AUCCCAGGCUUGCCUAGAAAGAAUCAGGAUAGGUCUUUGCUCUCUUAGAAAUGUUCUACUCCAGCAAACUCCUGAGCGUACCUCAAUGGUCUUUGACGUACAGGCCCUUGAACUCUUAUUUAGCCUUGAAUUGCAUGACGUCACUUGCCAGAGGAAAGCAAUCUUCGUCUUGACAACUGGCCAAUUGCAUUACUCCCCUGCCCUGGGCAACACUGAAAGACCAACAGUUGUCACCUGGCACCAGCAGCAAAGAAGUCCCCAAGUUUCAACCGUCAGUUUUGGGGCUAUUCUCCCCACAUUCCCAGCAAACGACUUGAAUCUGCUUUCUAUACGUGAGGCUGGAUGGUUUCCAUAAAGAAGUUCGGUUGAACUUUGUGGACCCGGUAGAAGUGGCUUUAAUUCCGGAGCGGGCUUUUCAUAUUAGUUCUAUUUCCCCUUUGGCGUUCUUUGUUUUUGUUUUGUUUUCGUUUUUACAAAGCAAUGGCUAACAAAGACACCUCUGGAGCUGCCACAGAUCCUCACGCGAACCAACUCCAAACCCCGGAAAAUAAGGAUGAAGAGAGACAUCAGCUGGAUGCAGAAGAGGAACAAAAGAAAGAACGAACGAUGGGCAAGAAAACGCGAGGCGAAAGGAUCAAAGAAUUUAAAACUUUCAUUUGGAAUCCAGACACCCGGGAAUGUUUGGGCCGGACCGCUCGGAGCUGGAGUCUGAUACUCUUUUUUUACGUCGCCCUGUACACCUUUCUGGCUGGCAUGUUCAUAUUCUGUAUGUACGUAGUCUUGAUCACGCUGAGUCCCUACACGCCGAGAUAUAGGGACAGGGUAGCUCCACCAGGAGUUACGAUUAGACCAUACGUAAAGCAAGCCUACAACAUCGCUUUCAGAGUUUCCGAGCCUAGUUCGUGGCAGCCUUAUGUGGACAACCUGGAAUGGUUCUUAAAAGAGUACGAUGACAAGGUUCAAGAAACCAGAAACAUCCCAUGCACCCCGGGCUCAUAUUUCGUGCAAGACAGCGACGAAACCACAGUGAAGAAAGCUUGCCAAUUCAAGAGGUCCCAAUUGAUGAUGUGUUCCGGAGUUCAGGAUCAAACCUUUGGAUAUUCAAAGGGGCAGCCUUGCAUAUUGCUAAAGAUGAAUCGUAUUAUCGGGUAUCAGCCUGGCUACGGCACUCCAAUCACUGUGAGUUGUAAAAUCCAGAAAGGCGAUCAAAGUCACCUCCAGUCACUAGACUUCUUCCCAAGCGAGACCUUUGAACCCAUGUAUUUCCCUUAUUAUGGCAAACUGACGCACGUGAACUACACACAACCCUUGGUAGCAAUUCACUUCACAGGAAUUACAAGAAACCAGACCCUGGACCUUCAGUGCCAACUGAACGGGAAAGGGAUUAUCAACACCGUUAACAAUGACCGGUUUCUGGGACGGAUCCUUUUCACACUAACCGUCAACAGCUAAGGCCAGAUCUCUCUCCGUUCGGGAUCACCCUUUUAUGGCAAUCAAACGUUUUCCUUGCCGUGGAAGGAGGAUGGGGAGGGAAAGACAAAAAUAAAAAUAAAAAUCCAAUUGGCCAUUCACGUAGCAGCACCAGGAAACUCCAACUCCUAUUCUGAGGGAUGGGUUUUUUUUGGUUUUCUUUGGAAAAACAAACAAAUAAAAAUAAAAAAAGAGAGCUCCCAAGAUAAGACUACCGAACUCAACAUUCAAGCACUCGAAAACAAGUAAAACCCAUCAGCCCAACAAUUUUUUUUUUUUUUUAAAAAGGAUCUUAAACGAAAAAGCAUUUCAGUUCUUUGACCCGGGGUGCAUCGGAAGGGGAUGGCAUUUGGCAUCGGAUGGAAGAGUUUUGCCAUAAUAUCACAAAUAAUUUGGUUUUAUCGUUCUUGUUUUUUUUUUUUUUUUAAAUUACUAUUUUUUAAAAAAAUUUCUCUUUGGGGAAAGAGAACCUUCGCGGUCAAUAUAGAAGUCGAUUUCUGUAUAUUUUAAUUUAACGGGCCAGUAUAGGAUAGGGAUUGUAGGAGAACCAGGCAGCUUUUUUUCUGAUUUAUUUUUGCAAUGUUGGAGAUGGAUAUUCCUAAAGCCAUGACUUAAAAAAGAGCCUUCCAAAACCUGUGAUUUAACCACCCGUCGAAGUUACAACACCCAGCGGAACGGUUAGUAGGCCUAAAGCGUAAUCUUUGACACCACCUCUCCCCAACCACCCAACCAUCCUCCCUAGUUAUUUUUUGUCCUAUUGCUUUUCCGGCUCAAUUUAGCGACAGUGACGUCCGCCUAGGCACCAUAGGCCUUCUCAAUCAAGAUAGGUGUUCCCUUAAAUAAGAGAGGAAAACGUGGGUUGUUUUUUUUUCAUGUUCACCAGCCUUGAAUGCCUUAAAUCAGGUUUGCAAAGAUAAGGCAAGAGGGAUGUCUAGGGAGGGGGGGGGCGCCUCUUGUUCUUCCGUCUUGAUCAUCUCGAGAUGUUUGGAAAGCCUUCACCCUCCAUACCGUUUUAAAUCCCAUGGGAAACAAGGACCUCCAUGGAAGGCCCACCACCCCAAAUGGUUGUGACAUCAGACUUGGGACUUUUGUGAGUCGCGUACUUCGACCCGACGUUACGUCCUUGGAACAGGGUGGUAGACAUCCGUGUGAACAAGGAGAAACCAGCAUUGGGAUUUUGCCUGGACUGCUCCCUCGUUUGCCUCCCAACGUUCCUGAUGUAGCAUUUCAGACUGGGAGGGGAAAUGGCUGAGGAAGGCGGUGGAGA
Molecule: messenger RNA, 2737 nt
Organism: Ahaetulla prasina
Lineage: Eukaryota; Metazoa; Chordata; Lepidosauria; Squamata; Colubridae
Gene: ATP1B4
Product: ATPase Na+/K+ transporting family member beta 4
Exons: 8
Coding region: 481-1452 (323 amino acids)
Biological process (GO): regulation of DNA-templated transcription; sodium ion transport; potassium ion transport
Cellular component (GO): sodium:potassium-exchanging ATPase complex; nuclear inner membrane
Source: RefSeq, a predicted model, not a curated record